AGUUUUUCGCGAUCUUCUCUCAAAAAUUUUUCUUUGAAUAGUUGAAACGUCAACAAUCAGCUUAUACUGUUGGAAAUCAUAACGCCAAAACGAUGUUAAUGUUAAACAACUUUAAAGGUAAGUUUUCCGAAGAAUUAUUAAAAUAAAUUAUUUUUUUUUUUUGUUUUUGUGAAAAUAAGUUAUUAAUGCACGUGUAGUAUUUCAAGAGAUAAAUUCAUGAAAAUAAUUAUCUUUUUAUUUAUAAAGCAUUAAAUUAUAUAAAAUAUACAUUUAUUAAUGAUGAUCAUGAAUUUAUUCCUGUUCUUAAUUUAUAAAUAAUGUUUUUGAAUAGAAAAGUUCGAUCAAGAUUAUUAAAUAUUAAUGGUGUAAAUUGAUUUGAAAAACUUCUUUUUGUUUUCACUUUAUUUUAAUAUUGUUUUUUAUUUAGGUGAAAUACAAAAAUAUGUUAGUGGACAAUUUCAAAUUGCAAUCUUAUCGUUUUUUUAUUAA
Messenger RNA from Rotaria sp. Silwood1, 489 nucleotides. The record is from the annotation of a GenBank genome assembly. NCBI's taxonomy places the organism in Eukaryota, Metazoa, Rotifera, Eurotatoria, Philodinida, Philodinidae.